ACUGUUGACGGUCGUCGCCCAGAAGGAAACAUUCUCAAGUGAGGCAGGAUGCCGGCGGGUCACGGUCUUAGGUCAAGAACGAGGGAUCUCUUCGCGAGGGGCUUCCGCAAGAAGGGAACCAUCCAUCUGACCACUUACCUGAGAACCUACCGCAUUGGCGAAUAUGUCGAUGUCAAGGUCAAUGGAGCCAUUCACAAGGGAAUGCCUCACAAGUUCUACCAUGGUCGUACUGGCCGCGUCUGGAACGUUACCAAGCGCGCUAUCGGCGUUGAAAUCAACAAACAGGUUGGUAACAGGAUUAUCAAGAAAAGGAUCCAUGCUCGGAUAGAGCACGUUCAGCCUUCUAGAUGCAAUGAGGAUUUCAAAUUGAGGAUCAAGAAGAAUGACCAGUUGAAGGCUGAAGCUAAAGCAAGAGGUGAGGUCAUAAGCACUAAGAGACAACCAAAAGGACCAAAACCAGGCUUCAUGGUCGAGGGUGCAACCUUAGAGACCGUCACUCCUAUUCCAUAUGAUGUUGUCAAUGAUCUCAAGGGUGGAUACUAGGUUUCUUUCUUAGCUGCUUCAUUUUUUUUUUGUAUUCCAUCAGAGUUUCUUUCUUUGGUCUUUGAAGACUCAAAGCAUUGAUGUCUUAUCUUUCCAAUACCUCCAAUUGGUUCCAAAAUUUCUUGUAAUCUUUGAUCUCUUUAUGUUUUGAUUAACAAAAGUGA
Impatiens glandulifera is the source of this 707-nucleotide messenger RNA. Its product is annotated as 60S ribosomal protein L21-1-like. The record is from RefSeq and is a predicted model, not a curated record. Gene Ontology annotation, molecular function: structural constituent of ribosome. Gene Ontology annotation, biological process: translation. Gene Ontology annotation, cellular component: ribosome; cytosolic large ribosomal subunit. The transcript is spliced from 2 exons. Lineage: Eukaryota; Viridiplantae; Streptophyta; Magnoliopsida; Ericales; Balsaminaceae. The coding region runs from base 49 to 543 and encodes 164 amino acids.